Molecule: messenger RNA, 177 nt
Organism: Chaetomium strumarium
Lineage: Eukaryota; Fungi; Ascomycota; Sordariomycetes; Sordariales; Chaetomiaceae
Exons: 1
Source: RefSeq, a predicted model, not a curated record
AAGAACACGCCAGUCAACAUUGUCGACCUCAUCGAUGCGCGGCGGACAGGCAAGCGAGUGGAGGUAUGGGACAACUUUGAAGAGUUCCGCGCCUAUACCCUCCAGGAUGAGAAGAGGAUUGAUCUCCGCGAAGCAAAGAAGCCCCCUGGGUAUCUUGCUUCGUUGUUGCAGCACCUG